AUGCGGAUGUUCCUAGGUCUCUUCAUCGGAGUCUCACACAGAUAUCUUAAACAUCAACAGGUUGCAAAACGACUUCUGGGCAAGGUUUUAAAACCCGCCAACGUCGAGGAGGCACGAUCUGUUAACUCGACCUUAUUCUCAGUCAACGUGCAAGGCCGUGUCUCCGAUAGCCGUACAUUCAAUAGCGCUGAACUCAACACCGAGUAUAUAUUCAGCCUUUGUACUCCUUCAUCAACCUUUAGCUUCUCGACAACAAGAGUGAACUUCUCAUUUGUAAGCUUCUAUAAUACAUCGGUGCCUGUACUGAUUGAUACAUGGAUGACGUGGGACGAGGAAAAGUGGAUCAAUCAGUAUGAUGUAACGUUUCGCUGGUGGGGCUUCUUGUUAGACGAGCUUCUAGAGAGCAUACAUAAGGACAAGGAAGUCGCAGAGCGCCUUGUUCUACAGAAGCUAGUUGCAUCCAUCUACGAUACGCACACGACACAUUGUACCAGAUCUAAUAUCCAAUACCCCUCACAGGACGCUUGCACGUCGUUCCUGCUCGGUGAAGUCCGCCUUAGUCAAUUAGGCUUACAUUAUAUCAUGCUUAAGUUCCAGCCAGAUGUGCAUUGCAGCCACAUCGGAAAGACUAGAGGAGGCAUGUGUGAAGAUGACCAGACGUAUGUGGGAAAGGUUACGGAGAGCUACUUUAAGAAUUCGCCGUGGAUCCUAGGGAGCGUAGGGAGGAUUGAUGGGCAAAGAUCUAGUAUGAAGACAUAG
This is a messenger RNA of Paraphaeosphaeria sporulosa, 759 nucleotides long. RefSeq lists its product as uncharacterized. The coding region runs from base 1 to 759 and encodes 252 amino acids. The transcript has 5 exons. The record is from RefSeq and is a predicted model, not a curated record. Lineage: Eukaryota; Fungi; Ascomycota; Dothideomycetes; Pleosporales; Didymosphaeriaceae.